GAAAUAGACUCUAAACGUAUAAAUUGGUAAAACAUAUUUUCCCGAUAUUUAAAUCCAUAAUGCCUACAUAUCUUAGACAAUGUUUAAGACUCAAAGUUAAACAAUAGUUAAAAGCAAUAAAAUAUAUAACUGCAAUAUUUUUUAAGAGGUCUAUAAUUAGAAUAAGAAAAUGCUUAAGAUUAAUAGUCUGAGAAAGUUUUAUAAGAAUAUACAAAUGGAUUUAAAUUAUAAAAAGAUUCUUUGUGCGCCUAUAGAUUGUUCGAAAUAUAUAGUGAUAAAACAAAAACAUAAAAAUUAGAAGUAAUUUUGUACAAACAAAAAAAUAUACAUAUAUAUAAAAAAUAAAAAAGCUUAAUUAAUAAAAAACUUUAUUCUUUUUGCUUACUUCAGCAGCAUUGCUUAAUUUCUAAUAUGGUGGAAAGCUAAUAAAAAUUUCAAAUGAUAUAAAAAGAUUUAUAAAUUUAUAUGAAGGAGGAAUAGGAGUAUACCAAAACUUAAUGGAAACAUUUAAUUAAGAAUAUUUUAAUUAAAGAGAAAGAGAUAUAUUAAAAUUAAUUUUUAGUAUAUAAUACUGUGAAGCAGAAAAACAAUAAGAAAUAUAUUAACAAUUUUUAUAAGAAAUAGAUGAAAUAAGAAAUGAAUUUGAAUUUAACUUACUAAUAAAUUAUUUAAGU
Messenger RNA from Ichthyophthirius multifiliis, 674 nucleotides. RefSeq lists its product as hypothetical. NCBI's taxonomy places the organism in Eukaryota, Ciliophora, Oligohymenophorea, Hymenostomatida. The record is from RefSeq and is a predicted model, not a curated record. The transcript has 2 exons.